Molecule: messenger RNA, 3625 nt
Organism: Spirodela intermedia
Lineage: Eukaryota; Viridiplantae; Streptophyta; Magnoliopsida; Alismatales; Araceae
Source: the annotation of a GenBank genome assembly
AUGGCGGCGAGGGAAGAGGGAGGUGCUGCGGCGAUGGCGGAGGACGAUGGGGAUGCGACGGGGGGAGAGGAGUACAGCGUGUGGAAGAAGAAUUCUCCCUUUCUCUACGACUUGCUCAUCUCUCACCCCUUGGAAUGGCCGUCCCUCACAGUACAGUGGCUGCCACGCUCUUCCUCCUCGUCCGUUGCCGUGGAGAGGCUCAUUCUGGGCACCCACACCUCGGGCGAUGCCCCCAACUUCCUGAUAAUCGCCGACGUCCACCUUCCCUCCACGGAUGGGGAAUCCACCUUUCCUCCAUCCAUUUCGACGGUCCAGUUGACCCAGCUGAUACGCCAUGAAGGGGAAGUCAAUAGGGCAAGAUACAUGCCUCAGAAUCCUUCGAUCAUUGCAACCAAGACCUGCGGUGAGGAGGUGCACGUCUUCGACUGCAGCAGACGGCCUUCCCGGCCUGCGGAUGGGGAUGAAGCCUGCGGUCCGGAUAUUGUGCUUCGGGGUCACAGCAAGGAAGGUUAUGGGGUGUCGUGGAGUCCAUUCAAGGAGGGUUACUUGUUGAGUGGCUCGUAUGAUUCUAAAAUAUGCCUGUGGGAUGUGAGCGCAACACCACAGCACGGCAGGAGCCUUGAAGCCAAGGACGUCUUUGAGGUGACUCCCUUGGACUUCCCUCUUUGGUUGAGGUGUAGCUGAAGAAUCUAUGUCUCGUGCAUUCACAACGCCUUAUCAACUGCCACGAAGAGCUUCGUCGUCUGAGUUUUGACUUCAGUUAUACAGGCUAAUUUCUUGUCUAAUGCCAUGCAGAGCUUUCUCCGCCUUUUACUAAUGUUUUUUCUGCACUCUCUAUUUUUGAAAAGGCCUGGAUGUGUAAGCUAGUCGGCCUCCAGUUAAAAUGCUUUCUAACUUCCCCUACAAUUCUUUUUUUCAUCCGCCUGUGAUUGAGUUAUUGACUCUACAUUUCAACAUCAUAGAUAUCAGAAUUAAGUCUUUUUUAGUACCUGCGUCGUCUUCGUUAUACCACUAUUCUUUCUUGUGUAAUAAUAUUCCGUGCGCAAUUGUAGUUCAGAUGUGGUGAUGUAAUUAUCUGAAUUUCCUUUUUUUCUUAUUAUUUGAUAAGAUUCAUGGUUCAAUUUCAAGACAUUGCUGUUCGUCUCCAAUUAUCCCUUUCUAGUUGAGGAAUGAUUGCUCUUGCAUAGCCUCUCCAUGUCAACCAAAGAACCUUACUCUGAACAAUGUUUUUGAUUUGGCUCGUGCAGUGUAGAUUAACAUACGUUAUUACGAGGUCGGUAAUUUUGGAUGGCAAGAUCUAUCUCUAUGAACACUACUUUUUCUUGUUCUAAUGUCCGUUUUAUUAGGUUCAUGAGGAUCUGGUUGAAGAUGUGGCCUGGCAUUUAAGGAAUGAAAACUUAUUUGGUUCAGUGGGGGAUGAUCACAGGCUGAUGAUCUGGGAUUUGCGAUCAGCUGCAUCGAAGCAGCCUCAACAAUCCGUCAUUGCUCAUCAAGAUGAUGUAAGCCUUCCAGCAUAUAUUUAUCUUUCCAUUUCCUUCAUUUUCUUCACAACAUUGGGCAUGCUGACUAAUUGCUCACAAGUUGCAUGGUGGUCGAGAUAUUUUAAACAGGUGAUUUUUCUUUGUCGUAAUAACUUUGUCGUUCAGUUUUGCUGUAUGAUGGUCUCCCCAUCUUUUUAAGUGACGUAGAUGUUAUCUUGCUGCCUAUAACUCAAUCUUCUGUUAAGCUGAUAAUUGUAAUACACUCACGAACCGAUAAAGCAGAUGUGUACACUCAUGCAUGGAUGACAGAAAAUCGUUUUUCGGGAAAUGUUUCCUGUUUUCAUGGGUUUGCUCGUGUAGCUAAACUCCUUUGUGCUUGGGGCUACCUUUUUUUCUCUCCAUUCAAGUUCCUUUUUGCCCUAAAUUUGGGGCCUCACGUUGUGGGGCUGACUCCCAGGUUUACCUCCUCACAUGAGUUGGGCUGCUGGAUUGCUGACUUUAUGCUGCCAAAUGUUAUCCUUUCUCUGCAUUAUAAAGAAGCUUUUUUGUUUUUCUUCUUGACACUGUUUUAUCUUUAAAAAGGUAGGUGCCUUCAAUUUCAUGACAUGCCGGCGGUUUGAAUGAUCAUAUCCUACAGGUUUUAAUGAAAUGGCGUGAGUGCUGAUUGCGUUCUUUGAAUCUGUUUCUUAAAUACCUAAUUUUUGGCAUUUAGUGCUGUUUUUUCUUGAUUCAAGUAGUGAUUACCUAAGAGAAAAUGGGUAUCUAGCGUAUGCACUGUGGAUGUGUAAAUUUCAUAAGUGUCUGUAUACUUCUGUGUUUACAACCCUCCAAUGGCCUUGUUCGAAGGGAUGACAGCAGUGUAGUUCUCUCUAGUCUGCUAUUUGCGGUUCUUUUGUUGCUUGUACUUUGAUAUGUUUGCAGCACUCUGCCAUGUUUUCAUUUGUAGAUAUAUAGAUAAAUAUAUUUGUAUUUUUCUGGGGCAUGAAACCUUCUAGUUUGUCUUGCAGCUAGGGAUGGCAUACAUUCUUGUUCUCUUUAAUAGUCAGAUUUCCGUUUUUUAGUUUCAUAUGCUUGGAUAUUUUUGUAGCAGUACGCUAUGUUUCAUGAUAGGUAAUCGUUCCAUGAAUCUUCUCCCAGGUGAAUAGUUUAUCUUUCAGUCCAUGGAAUGAAUGGAUUCUGGCCACCGCAUCUGCUGACAGGACAGUUAACCUGUUUGAUAUGCGCAAGCUGACAACAACUCUGCAUACCUUUUCCAGCCACACGUAAGAACUUCUCUAUCACGCGCUGCCAGCCCGGCAGGCACUUGUCACUGUUCUUACUGUUGAUUUGAAUACUAAUGAAAAACACAAUCUAUAAAACCCUCUGUCCAAGUCUUUAACUGAGAUCUUGGUCCAUAGAUUUUUCAGCUGCCAUUUUGUUCGAAGAGCCAUGCCUAUAUAUAUAUAUAUGUAUAUAUAUACCAUCUCUUUAAAAAGAUGCUCUUGCCAUUUCAGACGGCUGAAAACCCAGACAGCAAUUUCUUCUUAGAUGCAUAUUUUUUUAUUUUUCUUUCGAACCCCUUGGACUCCACUUGCGCAAAACCUUCUUUUGAAGGCCUCUUUGUUCUUGUUCUGCAGGGAUGCUGUCCUCCAAGUUGAGUGGAGUCCAAAGCAUGAAACCAUUUUGGCUUCGAGUGCUGCCGACCGUAGAUUGAUGAUUUGGGAUCUUUGCAGGUUAGCGACAACCCCACUUUUUUUGUCUCUCAAUGGUUGCUGCUGAUAUUCCUUUUUCGUUGCCUCGCCCACCGAGUCCCAGAACCCCAUCUCGAUAUUACCCCCUGUAAUUUUAAUUCUGUUCGUGUAACACCCACUCGCCGUAAGAGAGCGAGAGAGCGAGAGAGAGAGAGACUAAUUAUUGGGUUGAUGAUCUUCAGGAUUGGCGAUGAACAGUCGGCAGAAGAUGCAGACGACGGACCCCCCGAGCUUCUCUUCUCUCACGGCGGACACACGGGCAACAUCUCCGAGUUCUCGUGGAACCCAAACGUGCCAUGGCUCGUCUCCAGCGUGGCGGAGGACAACAUCCUCCAAGCCUGGCAGGUGGCGGAGAGCAUUUACGGCGACGAAGCCGACGCACUCGCCGAAGACGAAGGGCCCGCCGCUGCAUAG